AUGGCGUCCCCUGGCCGGCAACGGAGCGUAGCUCCGCUACGCCUUUUCAGCUCUCCAGUUCUUUCCUUCCUCAUCGUCCCUUUCCUCGUCUUCUUCCUCAGCUUUCCCGCUUCCGCCGCCGCCGCGGGCUCCGGCGUCAUUGGUAUCGAUGUAGGCACCGAAUACUUCAAGGCCGCGCUCGUCAAACCCGGAAUUCCCCUUGAAAUCGUUCUUACCAAGGAUUCGAAACGCAAAGAAACAGCUGCUAUUGCAUUCAAACCCACCAGAGAAGCCAAUGCUCCGUUCCCCGAAAGAUUCUACGGUGGCGAUGCUCUUGCCCUCUCCGCUCGGUAUCCUGACGAAGUUUACGCGAACCUGAAGACACUCCUCGGACUUCCCUUCGAAAAUGGAGAGAACGAAGUCGUCAAGACCUACCAUGAUCGCUACCCUGCUCUCAGGCUGGAAAGCGCCGGUGAACGGGGCACCGUUGGACUGCGCAGCAACCGAUUGGGCGAAGCGGAGAAGAAGGACGCAUUUCUGGUCGAGGAGAUUCUGGCCAUGCAACUGAAGCAAAUCAAGGCGAACGCUGAUGACUUGGCUGGUAAAGGCUCGGACAUCAAGGACGCUGUCAUCACCUACCCUUCAUUCUACACUGCCGAGGAAAAGAGAAGCUUGCAGUUGGCAGCGGAGCUGGCGGGUAUCAACAUCAACGCCUUUGUCACUGACGGCCUGGCCGUUGGGUUGAAUUACGCAACCAGUCGUACGUUCCCCGUUGUCUCCGACGGACAGAAACCCGAGUACCAUGUUAUCUUCGACAUGGGUGCCGGCUCAACCACCGCCAGCGUUCUGCGUUUCCAGGGACGCUCCGUGAAGGACGUUGGAAAGUUCAAUAAGACCAUCCAUGAGAUCCAUGUCUUGGGUGAAGGCUGGGACAGGUCUCUGGGAGGCGACUCGCUGAACGAUCUUAUCGUCGAUGACAUGGUCGCGGCUCUGGCUGAAGACAAGAAACUGAAGGACCGUGUCACCGUCGCCGAGAUCAAGGCUCACGGCAAGACCAUGUCGAGGAUCAGGAAGGACGCUGAGAAGGUCCGUCAGGUCCUCAGCGCUAACACCGAAACUGGUGCGUCGUUUGAGAGCCUGUAUGAGGAGGGCCUCAACUUCAAGUACCGCAUCACACGCUCCAAGUUCGAAGAGCUUGCUGAACAACACAUCGCGCGGGUUGGGACACCCCUACAGCAGGCCUUGGCCGCUGCUGGAUUGCAACUUGACGACAUUGACUCCGUCAUUCUUCAUGGUGGAGCCAUCCGCACACCGUUCGUCCAGAAGGAACUGGAACGCGUCUGUGGAUCUUCCAAGGUUCGAACCAACGUCAACGCGGAUGAGGCCGCUGUGUUUGGAGCUGCUUUCAAGGGUGCCGCUCUUAGUCCCAGCUUCCGCGUCAAGGACAUCCGAGCAAACGAUGCCUCUGGUUACCCCGUGGUGUUGAAGUGGCCUUCUGAGAACAAGGAGAGACAGCAAAAGCUCUUCACCGCUACCUCCCAAGUGGGGCCUGAGAAGCAGGUCACUGUGAAAAACCUGAAUGACUUUGACUUCAGCUUCUUCCAUCAGGUGCCUGUCGGUGACAAUGUAGUUGAGUCACCCCUUCUGGGCGUCCACACCCAGAAUCUCACCGCCUCUGUCGGAAAGCUCAAGGAAGACUUUGGCUGCUCGGAAGCAAACAUCACCACCAAAUUUUCGAUCCGACUCAACCCCGUCGAUGGUCUCCCGGAAGUUGUCAGUGGCUCCGUGAGCUGCGAGGUGGAGAAUGCCAAGAAGGGAAUUGUCGAUGAUGUCAAGGGUUUCUUCGGCCUUGGGUCGAAGAAGGAUGGACAGGAGCCGCUCGGCGAAGACGGAGAGGCCAAGGAAUCCAUCACCUUGGAGCCGGAGGAGCCUCAGGCGUCCACGACAUCGUCCGCUGACGAGACCGCUUCCACCGCGUCUGCCAAGGAGAGCAAGAAAGCUCUGCCUCAAAUAAAACUGGAAUCGAUUCCCAUCAGCUUCACUUCCGCUCCCUUGGGCGUUCCUGCGCCUUCCGCGGAUGAGCUCGCUCGUAUCACGGGUCGCCUCGAUGCCUUUGAUACCUCCGACCGCAAUCGUUUCCUGCGCGAAGAAGCCUUGAACGAACUGGAGGCCUUCAUUUACCGGAGCCGUGAUCUGACCGAAGACGAAGAGUUCGUCAAGGUGCUCAAGGCCGAUCAGCUCGCUGCCCUCAAGGAGAAGACUGCCACGGCCAGCGACUGGCUCUACGAAGACGGUGCUGACGCCACCACCGCGGAGUUCAAGGAACGAUUGAAGGCGCUGAAGGACAUCGUAAACCCCGCACUCAAGCGCAAGAGCGAAAACGCGGACCGUCCGGCACGCGUUGAUAAGCUACAGGAAGCGUUGAAGAGUGCCAAGACGGUGAUCGAUGUCAUGCAGAAGCAGAUCGAUCAAGAUGAAGAACUUUACUCUUCCAGUGUCAGCGCUUCGUCCGCCAGCACUACCGAGUCGUCCUCGACCACUUCUUCCAGCGAGUCGGCAUCAACAUCUGACUCCUUCGAAGACCUUGAGGAAGACCCCUAUGCGUCUUCUUCCUCCACCAAGACCACCACCUCCAUCAAGCCCCAACCCACAGGACCCAGGUACUCCGUUUUCCAGCCCUCCGACCUCACCGGCCUCACCAAAACCUACGAAUCGGCCAACACCUGGUUCGAGGCGCAACUCGCCGCGCAGGAGAAACUGACCAUCUCCGACGAUCCCGCCCUCGUGGUGGCCGAGAUUGAACUCCGCCUGAAGGAGCUCCAGCGCACCAUGAACCGCAUCUACGAGAAGAUGGGCGCCGCGGCAGCGAGAUCCGGAAAGGGUUCCUCCAAGGACCAAUCGUCCAAGAAGAGCGACAAGAAGGAGAACGCCAAUAAGGAGAAAGAGGCCGAGAAGGAGCAGAAGCCGAAGAAAGACCCCAACUAUAAAGACGAGCUUUGA
Aspergillus affinis is the source of this 2979-nucleotide messenger RNA. RefSeq names its product Hsp70 family protein. Gene Ontology annotation, molecular function: ATP-dependent protein folding chaperone; ATP binding. Gene Ontology annotation, biological process: cellular response to hypoxia; endoplasmic reticulum unfolded protein response; negative regulation of hypoxia-induced intrinsic apoptotic signaling pathway. Gene Ontology annotation, cellular component: endoplasmic reticulum chaperone complex. Bases 1 to 2979 code for a protein of 992 amino acids. NCBI's taxonomy places the organism in Eukaryota, Fungi, Ascomycota, Eurotiomycetes, Eurotiales, Aspergillaceae. The record is from RefSeq and is a predicted model, not a curated record. The transcript has a single exon.